AUGAAGCAGAUAAUAGCGCUAAGCUAUAUUCUGCUUUGCUGCUUAUCACUAUGCAAUGCUCAGACGUCUCAGUCAUGUUCUGAGUGUGUUCAGCAAAGCAAGGUAUGGUGUCCAGUGACGAAAACUUGCGAAGACUCCAGCACCACGUGCAGCACAAGUAUUAAAUUAGUGCUGAAUUGUCCACGAUCACCGGAUCCAGCCUUCGCUUACAAUGAGACAUUCACGCGCUACUACAUCACACCAUUAGUGGCUGCUGUCCAUGCAAAUAGUCCGGCCACAUGUUUGAAGUCACAAGUCCCUCACGCUUCAUUUUACAAAUCUGUUCGCACUCAGUGCGCCGCAAAUCAGACAGAUGUGCACUGCUUCGCUUAUACAGCAUGGGAUCCAGUAGAACAAGCAGUAAUAAUUAGUUUCGAAGGAACCUCCAGUGCUCUCCAGCUAGGCGACGAAUUUGACAGCUUCUUCAAGCAUAAAGUGGCGUUCUUUGACAACGGAUAUCUUUUCAAGUACUUCAGCGAUGCAUUUAUGUUUCUGUGGAAUGCCGGACUUGAGCAGCAAGUCCGCACGUUGAAGUAUCAGUACCCGGACUGCAAAAUCUAUAUCACCGGCCACUCCUUGGGAGCUUCAAUCGCAAGUAUCGCAGCUUCAUAUAUUGUCAAAUGGAAUAUGUGGACAGCGGAGAACGUUCGACUGGUCACAUUUGGACAGCCCAGGACAGGCGACUAUGACUUUGCAACCUGGCACGAUGCCACGUUCCGAUAUGCCUACCGCAUAGUGCAUCACAACGAUCCAGUGCCUCAUAUUCCUCCACGUUGGGGCCCCGACAGAGUGUUUCACCAUCGCUUUGAAGUUUGGUACGAUAACAAUAUGGCCGUGGGACAACCAUACACCAUCUGUCAAGAAGCUGAUGGUGAUUACUGUAGCAAUACAGUAAAAGAUGAGGCUGUCUUGGAACAUCUACAGUAUUUCGAUAAGAUACUUCAUACAUGGGGUGCUGCAGGCUGCCCAUGA
Molecule: messenger RNA, 1011 nt
Organism: Cylicocyclus nassatus
Lineage: Eukaryota; Metazoa; Nematoda; Chromadorea; Rhabditida; Strongylidae
Source: the annotation of a GenBank genome assembly